This is a messenger RNA of Ricinus communis (castor bean), 1607 nucleotides long. RefSeq names its product LRR receptor-like serine/threonine-protein kinase SIK1. Gene Ontology annotation, molecular function: protein binding. Lineage: Eukaryota; Viridiplantae; Streptophyta; Magnoliopsida; Malpighiales; Euphorbiaceae. Bases 288 to 1556 code for a protein of 422 amino acids. The record is from RefSeq and is a predicted model, not a curated record. The transcript has a single exon.
AUUGUCCUCCAGUGCUCUUUUUGUUUCUGUUAUUUUUCAAAUCCAUAUUUUGCAUCGUUGUCCUCUCUCAUCAAUUAAAUCCAUGCAGCUAACCUAUUCUUCGGCCAAAUCUCGUUGGUAGGCCUUAAAAGAAGUCCACUAUAAAAACCAAACCGUACGGCAAUUAAAGUGUCUUACUUACUCAUACUGCGACUGCAUGCAUCCCUUCUCUCUCCACAUUUAACUCGGAAGAAUCCAGAUCCAAUAUUCCAUCCCACAUCUCACUUCUAUCAUUAUACCUCCUAAAAAUGUCAAAACACAUAUGCAUUUUCAAUCGAUCUCUUCUUUUUAUGGUCGCACUUGUAGAGCUGUUGCUUGCAGUAGAUUCAAGAACCUAUCCUGGAGACGUAAGAGCAUUAAAAGAUCUAAAGAAUGGACUGGACCCCAACUCUAUAGUUCCAGCAUCUUGCCUGAGUUCAUGGGACUUCUCAUUAGACCCAUGCGAUCACAUCUUCAGCAACAAAUUCACUUGCGGUUUCAGGUGCGACCGAGUUACCUCUGGCUCAUUCCGAGUCACCGAGAUCACUAUUGACCCUGUCGGUUACUCUGGUUCCCUUUCUUCUAAUUGGGACCUUCCUUACUUGCAAACUCUUGACAUCUCCGAUAACUCCUUCUCUGGCUCAAUUCCCGAGUCUCUCGCCAAACUUAUUCGCCUCCGUCGGCUUAGUCUCUCCAAGAAUUCUCUCUCUGGUGAGAUACCCGUCUCUCUUGGGACUCUAUCUCACCUCGAAGAGCUCUACCUUGAUAACAACAAUCUUCAAGGACCUCUACCAUCAAGCUUCAGUUCUCUUGUAAGCUUAAAAAGACUAGAAAUUCAAGAAAACAAUAUCUCCGGUGAGUUUCCUGAUUUGGGAUCAUUGAAAGACUUGUACUUUCUUGAUGCUAGUAAUAACCAAUUAUCUGGGCCAGUUCCAUCGACAUUGCCUAUGCAUCUUGUCGAGCUCUCAAUGCGAAACAACAACUUACAAGGAAAUUUACCUGAUAUUCUGGAAGAUUUAGAGUAUUUAGAGGUUUUUGAUCUCAGCCACAAUCUACUAUCUGGGCCAGUAUUAUCAGUUCUUUUUGACCAUCCUUCUCUUCAACAACUUACUCUCUCUUACAACAAUUUCGCGCACUUGCAAGUGCCAGGAACAAGGGGUUCCACAAGUAAACUAAUAGCUGUUGAUUUAAGCUACAAUAAUCUUCAAGGACUAUUACCAGCAUUCUUUGGCCUGAUGCCGAAGUUGUCAGCUUUAACUUUGGAGCAUAACAAGUUCACAGGGAUGAUACCAACACAAUAUGCACUGAAAGCGGCAGUAACCAAGGGUCAUACGUCGUCAUUUGAGAGGCUGUUAUUGGGUGGGAACUAUUUGUUUGGACCCAUUCCGGGUCCUUUGAUGGGCUUAAAGCCGGGUUCUGCAAACGUAAGCAUAGUGGAUAAUUGUUUAUACAGGUGCCCUGACACACUUUUCUUCUGCCAAGGUGGUGAUCAGAAGUCGUUAGUGGAUUGUAAGAGCUUUGGCCCUGCUAUUCCUUAAUUUACACACAAUACUAUACAAUAGUUUGUAUUAUAUAAUUAUCUUUUCUUA